Messenger RNA from Aspergillus campestris IBT 28561, 542 nucleotides. RefSeq lists its product as uncharacterized. Lineage: Eukaryota; Fungi; Ascomycota; Eurotiomycetes; Eurotiales; Aspergillaceae. The transcript is spliced from 2 exons. Bases 183 to 488 code for a protein of 101 amino acids. The record is from RefSeq and is a predicted model, not a curated record.
GGUUGCGGGGAGGAGAGGUCUUUGUGGGGGGUUUUUUUGGAGGUGUGGAGGGUUGUGUGCCAGAGGUCUGUUAGGUAUUCGCCUGUUUUGUUUCGAUGAUGUUCAUAUCCCCCAACUGAUACUUCACAUUCAACACACUGACGAUUUCCUCCACGGCACUCUUCAGAUCCAUCUGCUGCGUCAUGUACAGACUGACGAUAGAGACGAACGGUCGUGUGGGGGAGCCUUGGGCCCAGCCGUUGACUGUUGCUAGGGAGUCUAGGGGGGCUUCGUAUUCCAUUUUCUUUCUCUCUUUUUUUCUGUUGGUUUAUUUGAAUGAAUGGCUGGCUGGCUGGCUAGCUGUAUGCUGUCUGUAUGCUGUCUAUUGUCUGUGUGAGGUGGGUAAAUUGAGUAUGGCGUGGUAUGGUAUCACUAUAAAGAAUGGUGUUGCGGGGUUGAUGGUUGAUGUUGAUGAUCGUUCGAUCAUGAUGUCAUUCAAGUACGGGUGAUCUUCUUAUCUAUAUAGUUUAGUAUAUAUUAUCUAAGAGUGGAGUAUCACUGCC